Molecule: messenger RNA, 1185 nt
Organism: Metarhizium album ARSEF 1941
Lineage: Eukaryota; Fungi; Ascomycota; Sordariomycetes; Hypocreales; Clavicipitaceae
Product: S-adenosylmethionine synthetase
Exons: 3
Coding region: 1-1185 (394 amino acids)
Biological process (GO): S-adenosylmethionine biosynthetic process
Cellular component (GO): cytosol
Molecular function (GO): methionine adenosyltransferase activity; ATP binding
Source: RefSeq, a predicted model, not a curated record
AUGCCUGGCGUCAACGGCACCAACGGAUCUGGCCCUCAGGGCACCUUUCUGUUCACCUCCGAGUCUGUCGGCGAGGGUCACCCCGACAAGAUCGCUGAUCAGGUCUCUGACGCUGUCCUCGAUGCCUGCUUGGCUCAGGAUCCCCUCUCAAAGGUCGCUUGCGAGACCGCCACCAAGACUGGUAUGAUCAUGAUCUUUGGUGAAAUCACCACCAAGGCCCAGCUCGACUACCAGAAGAUUGUCCGUGACGCCGUCAAGGACAUUGGCUACGACGACUCUGCCAAGGGUUUCGAUUACAAGACCCUCAACCUGCUCGUCGCCAUUGAGCAGCAGUCUCCCGAUAUCGCUCAGGGCCUGCACUACGAGCAGGCCCUCGAGAAGCUUGGCGCCGGCGACCAGGGAAUCAUGUUUGGUUAUGCCACUGACGAGACCCCCGAGCUCUUCCCCCUCACCCUCCAGCUCGCCCACAAGCUCAACGCUGCCAUGUCUGCUGCCCGCCGUGACGGCUCUCUUCCCUGGCUCUGCCCCGAUACCAAGACCCAGGUCACUGUUGAGUACAAGCACGACCACGGCGCUGUUGUCCCUAUCCGCGUCCACACUGUCGUUGUUUCUGCCCAGCACUCUGCCGACAUCACCACUGAGGAGCUUCGCAAGCAGAUCCUGGAAAACAUCGUCAAGAAGACCAUCCCCGCCAAGUAUCUCGAUGACGACACCAUCUACCAUAUCCAACCCUCUGGUCUCUUCAUCAUCGGUGGUCCUCAGGGUGACGCUGGUUUGACUGGCCGUAAGAUCAUUGUCGACACCUACGGUGGCUGGGGUGCCCACGGUGGUGGCGCCUUCUCCGGCAAGGAUUUCUCCAAGGUCGACCGCUCUGCUGCUUACGUUGGUCGCUGGAUCGCCAAGUCCCUUGUCAACGCCGGCCUGGCCCGCCGUGCUCUUGUUCAGCUGUCCUAUGCCAUUGGGGUUGCCGAGCCUCUCUCCAUCUACGUCGAUACCUACGGCACGUCGGAGAAGACGUCCGAUCAGCUCGUUGAGAUUAUCCGCAACAAUUUCGACCUGCGCCCUGGCGUCAUUGUCCGUGAGCUCAACCUGGACCGCCCCAUUUACCUGCAGACUGCGAAGAACGGCCACUUUGGUACCAACCAGUCAUUCAGCUGGGAGCAACCCAAGCAGCUCAAGUUCUAA